Molecule: messenger RNA, 4176 nt
Organism: Coregonus sp. 'balchen'
Lineage: Eukaryota; Metazoa; Chordata; Actinopteri; Salmoniformes; Salmonidae
Source: the annotation of a GenBank genome assembly
AUGGUAUCACCAAUAUCCCACAUCUGCUUCCCAAUUCCUCCUCCUCAACUCAUUUCAGCAUCUGCUGAGACAAUAGUUAGUGCAGAUCCACCGUAUCCUCGACUGUCAGUUAACGUUGACAAAGUGGCUGAACGUGUGGAUCUGAAGAUCUCCUCUGCUGAAGUGACAGACUCUGCUAUGUACUACUGUGUUCUGAGGCCCACAAUGACAGGAAACCCAGACACACUGUAAAACAAAUGUACAGAAGCAGGGGAUAAAAAUUAUUGUUGUGAACUGUUUCAGAUCUAAUUAUUAUCUGGCUAUUCCAACUCAGGAUUACAACACCUGAACGCUUAAAGAUGUCCACAUUAUCAGUCCUUCUUCACCCCAAUCAAUACCAUUUAAAUCAACAAGAUAUACAGUGUGCCCUCAAAGCUCAUCACUAAGAUAAGGACCCUGGGACUAAACACCUCCCUCUGCAACUGGAUCCUGGACUUUCUGACGGGCCGCCCCCAGGUGGUAAGGGUAGGUAACAACACAUCUGCCACGCUGAUCCUCAACACGGGGGCCCCUCAGGGGUGCGUGCUCAGUCCCCUCCUGUACUCCCUGUUCACCCAUGACUGCAUGGCCAGGCACGACUCCAACACCAUCAGUUUGCCGACGACACAACAUUGGUAGGCCUGAUCACCGACAAUGAUGAGACAGCCUAUAGGGAGGAGGUCAGAGACCUGGCCCUGUGGUGCCAGGAUAACAACCUCUCCCUCAACGUGUUCAAGACAAAGGAGAUGAUUGUGGACUACAGGAAAAAAAAAAAGGACUGAGCACGCCCACAUUCUCAUCGAAGGGGCUGUAGGGGAACAGGUUGCGAGCUUCAAGUUCCUUGGUGUCCACAUCACCAGCAAUCUAUCAUGGUCCAAACACACCAAGACAGUCAUGAAGAGGGCACGACAAAGCCAAUUCCCCCUUAGGAGACUGAAAAGAUUUGGCAUGGAUCCUCAGAUCCUCAAAAAGUUCUACAGCUGCACCAUCGAGAGCAUCCUGACUGGUUGCAUCACAACGUUGUAUGGCAACUGCUCAGCCUCUGACCGCAAGGCACUAUAGAGGGCAGUGUGUAUGGCCCAGUACAUCACUGGGUCCAAGCUUCCUGCCAUCCAGGACCUCUAUACCAGGCGGUGUUAGAGGAAGGCCCUAAAAAUGGUCAAAGACUCCAGCCACCCUAGUCAUAGACUGUUCUCUCUGCUACCGCACGGCAAGUGGUACCGGAGUGCCAAGUCUAGGUCCAAAAGGCUUCUUAACAGCUUCUACCCCCAAGCCAUAAGAGUCCUGAACAGCUAAUCAUAGCUACCCGGACUAUUUGCAUUGCCCCCCCACCCCACCCCACCCCACCCCAACCCCCUCUUUUACGCUGCUGCUACUCUGUUUAUUAUUUAUGCAUAGUCACUUUAACUCUACCCACAUGUACAUAUUACCUCAAUUACCUCAACUAACCGGUGCCCCCGCACAUUGACUCUGUACCAGUACCCCCUGUAUAUAGCCUCCCUACUGUUAUUUUAUUUUACUGCUGCUCUUUAAUUAUUUGCUAUUUUUAUUUUUUCUUAAACUGCAUUGUUGGUUAUGGGCUUGUAAGUAAGCAUUUCACUGUAAUGUCUACACCUGUUGUAUUCGGCGCAUGUGGCAAAUCAAAUUUGAUUUGAUUUGAUUUGAGUGUAACUCCCUGUCUUCUAAAGAAGGCUUCACCUCAACACUACACAAACCUCUAUUUCUCUGAGCAGGUGGCUCCUCCUCCUGACAGUGGAGGUAGUUGCAGGGAAGACAGACAGCAGCCAAACAGUACAUAUCACAUAUCACAUCCUGCAGAUCACAGUACACUGCAUAUCACAGAUCACAGUACACUGCAUAUCAGACAGUUGAGUUAAACCCUGUCCUGUAGCUGCAUUUUCUGUCACAUACACCAUGAUGUUGCUCACUUCAAUCUUACUGUUUUCAGCACUUGUUGGUAAGUAAGGUUUUAUUUAAAGUCAUUUCCACAUUGUCUAAUGGCACUAUUUUAUUCUUGAAUAUUGUUGCGCUUCAAUUAUGAAAUAUGAAGUUCUAGUCAUGUACUGUAUUUAUUAGUCUUCAUGUGUAAUUUCUUCUCCUUCACAGGUGAUACUUUAGAGCAGGGUUCUUCAAUUCCGGUCCUGGAGGGCCGAAACACCUCUGUUUUUCAUCCUCUCCUUCUAAUCAGGGGCUAAUUCAGACCUGGGACACCAGGUGAGUGCAAUUAACUACCAGGUAGAAAUAAAAAACAGAAGUGUUUCGGCCCUCCAGAACCGGAAUUGAAGAACCCUGCUUUAGAGGAUGAUAUUACUCCAACCAGCCCUGAGGAGUAUUAUUUAGAGGGUAGCAGAGUUAAGCUCUCCUGUAACUAUACAGUAAUAGCAGAUAGUCUGCUGUGGUACAGACAGUACUCUGGAUCAGGUCUACAAUUCCUUUACCUCGUAACAACUACCAAUAAGCCACAUGAAGUGAAAGGUGAUCAACAAGACCUUCAACUGUCUGUUACACUGAACAAGGAGAGAACCCGUGUGGAUCUGGAGAUCUCCUCUGCUGAAGUUACAGAUUCUGCUCUGUACUACUGCGCCCUGAAGCCCACAGUGACAGUAAACCCAGAACCACUGUACAAAAACCUGACUGCUCCUGAUAUACUCUUAUGCAUAUUUUAGGGCAGGGGUGGGGCUUACUACUGUAGGUUCAAGAACACAAAUUCUCCUAUAAAAACUGUGUUGGAUUUCACUCCAACAUAUAACCUCAGCUACAAUAUGAUGGUUCUCUACACAGUUAUUUUACUGUCUGCACAGCUUAGUAAAUUACUGUAUUCCUGUUUAGGCUAAUGUAUAGUUUAUCUGUAUUAUUGGAUUUUAGAGUAAACACCAAGAUCUUUCCUCAUUUCAAAUACAUCUUCUUUGGGAUUUAUCCAUCACCUCUUCACAUUUGUAGGUGACAGUUUUCAGCAGACCAUCCAGCCAAACCAACAUGAAGUGUAUGGAGAGGAGGGUAGUAAUGUUCAGCUUUCCUGCAACUACUCCUCAGCAUACAGUGUACUGUGGUAUAAACAGUAUCCAGGAUCAGCUCCCCCAAUUCUUCCUCUUCAUCCACCAUGCCUCUAGGACUGUAGUGAGAGCUAAACCUCCCUACCCUCGCCUCACUGUUAAACUGAACAAAAAAAAGACCUGUGUGGAUCGGGAGAUCUCCUCUGCUGAAGUGAGAGACUGCUCUGUACUACUGUGCUGUGUUGUCAACAGGGACACAUAACUCACUGACUCAGCACUCAGCAGAAUACAGACCUGUCACCUGUCAGUUAGUUAGAGAUUUACAUGCAUCUGAUGUAUUUUGUUUGAUCUGUCAGUUUGUGGUUUUACAAACAUCUGCUAUCUUUUCUUUGACCAUAGAGCCAUCAAAUGGAGAUUUGUGCAUAAAUCGUUUGUAAACUGCUUCAAGUGAAUAUAAAACAUUGUUGUUUGAUUCAACAUUGUCAGCAGGAGGAGCCAGAGUAUUAAACUCAGGAUCAGAUUAUGAAUCCUGAAUAUAAAACAUGAAACUACCAUGAAGAUCAUAGCCAGUUGAAGCUGUGCUUUUCAUCAGCAACUGGUGCUUAUUCUACACAUCCUGCAAUCUACAAUGGUGUUCUGUUCACUUUUACUCUUGUUUGACUUGAUAUGUAACUAAUGACAUUUUGAUUUAACCUGAGUGUGAUUAUGUUAAGGUGUAUUUAUUUUUCUAAAUCGAAGAUUAUAAAGAUAAUACAUGAUAUGAGGACGCAUGUUUCUAACUUUGAAAACAUUUUCUCUUUAAACUGCAUUUGAAAUUAAUUCAAUCUUCCAUGUGUGUAUAAUAAUAUAAUAUAUAAUAUUGUGUUUUACAGGUCUCAGUUCUGAACAGGUAAUACCACCCUACACUGAUGUCGAAAUGGCGUCAGAAAGGGACAGAGUUACUCUCUCUUGUAACUACACAUCUGAUGUCACUCUUCAAUGGUAUCGACAAUAUCCCAAAUCAGCACCACAGUUACUGGUUAUGGAGUAUGUGGAUAAUACACCAGGGUUCACUCUGAAUCAUCACAAAAAGGCCAAAGGUGUGGUUCUGGAGAUCUCCUCUGCUGAAGUGACAGACUCUGCUCUGAAACACUGUUCAAAAAUCUACAGUAUAACAUCUAAUUGA